Messenger RNA from Harpegnathos saltator (Jerdon's jumping ant), 904 nucleotides. RefSeq lists its product as uncharacterized. Gene Ontology annotation, cellular component: respiratory chain complex I; mitochondrial inner membrane. Bases 184 to 714 code for a protein of 176 amino acids. Gene Ontology annotation, biological process: mitochondrial electron transport, NADH to ubiquinone. The record is from RefSeq and is a predicted model, not a curated record. Lineage: Eukaryota; Metazoa; Arthropoda; Insecta; Hymenoptera; Formicidae. The transcript has 4 exons.
GAAAAUCACCGCCAUAGUUGCUCAUGUUUUUCUCUGACACUACACUCUUAAGAAUUUUCUUUUAAUUGCAAGGUGAUAUAUCAUAAGAACCGGGCCAAAAUAAGGAGAAAGCAAGGUGAUAUAACUUAUCACUGCUUCCUUAUGACAAAUUAAAGUAAGCAGAUUGAUAUUACAAUUAGAACAAUGGCUAUAUCAAAUGUAAUCUUGCCAUACUUUAGCAACAAUUGGAGAUAUAGUAGUGCACCAGAAGGUCAAAAACCAUUUGAAAAAGUAAUUGGGCUCAGCAAGUAUGGAUUAGUUACUGGUUUUGGUGUCGGGGUAUACGAUUGUAUUCUUUUUUCCCAAACUUCUACAUUCUGGAAUUCAGUGAAUGUUUUAUCCUACUGGAUGUUGCCUUUUACUGCCAUGUGUGCCACUUUUGCAUCAGUGGCUUAUACAACAACAAAGUUAAGAGGCAAAGAUGGCUAUGCAAACUAUGUUAUAGCCUCUUUGGCUACAACUGGAGUAUUUAAUCAUUGGCAAAAAAAUAUGAAACUCUCAGUUUCUUAUGGCUUAGUUUUGAUGGGAUGUGCCACAGUUAAGAAGUUUGGUGAUUUAAACGAUUGGAGCCCAUUACCUAUGGAUAUAAUCGAAAAUACACCAACCCAACCUGUUGUUGCUCCUAUCGAUUGGACACUCUAUAAGGAUCCUAGAGGACGUAGACCAUGGGAAUAAAGAUCUUUAUGAGGUUCUAGUACAGAAAGAGAAAUAAAAAAAGAUUAUAAAUAAACAACAGUUAUUUCAUAUGUUAUUAAGGAAAUUUCGUCAAUAUCUUAUCCUUUGUGAGAUGUGAAGCAAAUCUUAAAUAAUCAAGUACAAGUCAAAUUCCUGUUUUUAACUCAUUGACAAUCAUGUUGAUAAAUUA